Messenger RNA from Ectocarpus sp. CCAP 1310/34, 1480 nucleotides. Lineage: Eukaryota; Phaeophyceae; Ectocarpales; Ectocarpaceae. The record is from the annotation of a GenBank genome assembly.
AUAUAUUGUCAUCUUCCAUAGGUUCUGGCCUUGUUCGCAUUCGGCACACCCCCCCGCCCACUAACACCGGCAGCGACGACAAAACAGAGCCCCCGAAACGCAGACCAUUUGCAGGAUGGGCUCGAUCUUCAGCUGCGUGACCGACGAGGACAGGCUCGACAAGCACGAGCAGGAGAGGCUUGACCUCCUCAAGAAAGGAGAGCGUUUCGGGAGGCGGAAGAUGGUGGCCAUGGGGGUGACGUUGGGAUCGGAGCCUGCGAUGGUUCGCCUCAGCGACGAUCAGUCGACGGUUUCGUGGGCGAGUGCGGAUGCCCCCACCUUUGGGAGCGUCAAGGUAACCAGCGUGCAGAACGUCAAGUCUGCGGGUGCAACCGGACUGGUCUUGCUUGGCAAGGGUAACUCCAAGGAGCUGGAGCUUGAGGCGGCAGACGCAGCCACCAGGGAUGUCUGGGUGAUCGCCCUUCAAGAAGUGGUGGAGCGGUCGAAGAUGUCAGGGAAGCAUAAGGAGGCGGAAUUGGAGGCUCAGGCGCAAGAACUUUCAGAGAACAAGGCGGAAUAUUGGGCCACCAGGCGGAAAGAGCUCCAGGAUGUGGAGGCGGCAGCGGCGGAGAGAAAAAAGAAGUACGCCGGGGCCGGGAUGCAGUUCACCGCCCAAGCCUUGGCGAACAAGAGCGGCAGUUUCAAGUCGCAAGGCUAGCUGUAACCUUUGCAGGAGGGGGGGUUGUGAUGUUUGACCCGCGUACAUAUGGUGUGUGUGUCUAUGUCAGACUAGUAUUCUGCGUCGCCCCUUUUGUUUGUCAGGUUUUCGUCUUGCACAGCGGGAGGAGGAUCAGUUAAUGUUCGGUCCAGUUCGCGGUCUAGUUACUUGGCAAUUUGGCUCCGAUUGGUCUUAACACCUGAUUGCAUAGUUCUGGCUGGGCACGUGAUCUGCGCGGUCUCUCGUGGGAGACGUGAUAAAUCUCUCGGCCUAAGGGGCCCCGCAAACAGGAUGGACGUGCUCUUCAGCCCCGCGGUUUUGACGGGGAAUUCCGGGAAGGCCUGGAUCUUGUUACUUACAUUUCGUUCCUUCUUCCGCGGCAAAUAAACAUUUUUCAUCAUCGGUGGGUCGGGGUCGAGUCGGGGGGGGGUUCCGUAGUCUGGAUGUUUCUGGGGGGUGUAAAAAGUGUUUUGAGAGAGAUGAGAUACAACCCCCGCGCAAGACCACCUUGCUUGUCUGUAGAAUUGACUUGUACGUCUUCGAUAUAGAUGUGUAGCUCGUUCGAGAGUGUCGCGCCGGUACAUGUGCACACCCACCCGCAUUCCGCACGAAGGUUCCCCAUGGAAGCCUGGUUCUCAUUUGUAGAUUUGGGGCCUAUCCCUGUUUUGCGUCGUGAAAGACAUGAGCCACCGUGUUGAUAUAUUUGACUCUUUUUGUGGGGUCUUACCCCUGAUAGUUUUUGCGUUGAGGAAGUAUGCAUCGAUCAUGUGAUGCGUGUUGGGG